Molecule: messenger RNA, 1556 nt
Organism: Brienomyrus brachyistius
Lineage: Eukaryota; Metazoa; Chordata; Actinopteri; Osteoglossiformes; Mormyridae
Product: nicotinamide/nicotinic acid mononucleotide adenylyltransferase 1-like
Exons: 6
Coding region: 1-999 (332 amino acids)
Biological process (GO): NAD+ biosynthetic process
Molecular function (GO): nicotinate-nucleotide adenylyltransferase activity; nicotinamide-nucleotide adenylyltransferase activity
Source: RefSeq, a predicted model, not a curated record
AUGUCUCGGAAACGUCCCAUCGCUAGCGCUAAGCGCACACGCACUGCGCGGACCUUUGAUGAGGUACCGAAGAAAUCAAAGGUGGUGCUGCUGUCUUGUGGGUCUUUCAACCCAGUGACAAAUAUGCACCUGCGCAUGUUUGAACUGGCAAGAGAUCACCUGGAGGACACGGGACGGUAUGAAGUGGUGAAGGGGAUCCUGUCACCAGUGGGCGAUGGCUACAAGAAGAUAGGCCUGAUCGAGGCCAGCCAUCGGGUGGAAAUGGCCAAGCUGGCGGUAGAGAGCUCCAGCUGGAUUGAGGUGGACAGCUGGGAGAGCAGGCAGGCCGACUGGCAAGAGACAGUCAAAGUGCUACGGCAUCAACAACAGGAACUGCUCUCCCAGGAACCGGACACUGAUGUGGUAGGCACUGCAAAACCUGGCAGGAAAAGAAAACGCAUGGAUGCCAGCAGUGCCACCAAGAGGAGGAAGCUCGAAGAGCCUGAUAUUGCACCUAAAAAAACAGGUAAUAAUUGGAGCUUCCCCUUACACAGUCCCUUUGCCUUCUUACUGCAUUAUGCCACUCCCCUCGAUGGUGUUGAAAUUAUCGGAACACUUGAAUGUGAGCCGCGCGUGAUGCUACUCUGCGGUGCUGAUGUGCUGGAAUCAUUCGGUGUGCCGGGGCUGUGGAAGCCUCAGCACAUCGAGGAGAUUGCCAGCACAUUUGGACUGGUGUGCAUCACCCGCGGCGGAUCGGAUGCGGAAGCCUUCAUACAGGGCUCCGACCUCCUCUUGCCACACCGCAGCAACAUCCACGUGGUGCAGGAGUGGGUGGCCAACGAUGUGUCGGCCACUCGCAUCCGCCAUAGGCUGCGGUGUGGCCACAGUGUCCGCUACCUUCUGCCCGACCCGGUGCUCGGCUACAUUCAGGAGCGGCAGCUGUACAAUGCGGAGAGUGAGCAGAGGAACGAAGGGGUUGUGCUGGCUCCUCUCCAGAAAUGUGCAAGAACGCAGGAGUAAGCACAACCCCCCUCUGCCACUCUGCCCUCCUGUAGCCUCGUCAACUUGCCAUUUCCAUCUUCCCAUUGGUUUGGAAUCCCCUUAAUGCAUCACCAAGAGGAGGAAGCUUGAGGAGGCAGAGAUUGCACCCAAGGGGCCACCUCAAAAAACAGACGAGCCGCGGUUGACGCUGCUGUUUGACGCUGACGUGCUGGACUCUUUCGGGGAGCCUGGGCUGUGGAAGCCCCAGGACACCGUGGAGAUCAUCAGCAGCUACAGACUGGUGGCUCCGACCUCCUCUGGCCACACUGCCGCAACAUCCACAUGUUGUGCGAGUGGGUGACUGACAACGUGUCCGGUACCUGCUGCUCGACUCGGUGCUGAGCUACACCCAGGAUCGGCGGCUCUACACUGCUGAGAGUGAGCAGAGGAAUGCUGGCAUUGUAUUGGCUUCUCUGCAGAAACACGCAGGGAACCUAACUGACUUGAACAUUGACUUGAACAAAUGUCCCCAGUCAGUAGAUGUUGAAUGCAUUCUAAGUAAAUAAAGGCUUUAAUCGUCAAGUUUAAAGAAUAAA